AUGACAGGCAUCGUAGUCGAGCGUAAGAUUAACCUAGUGCGAGUUGCGCACGUGUACUACACACACAAGGAUAUCGAAACUGCUCGCCGCUUCCUGGACGAUUUUGGACUCAAGGAAUGUAAGCGAUUCGGCAACAAGACGUACUACCGUGGCUACAGCCGCGAACCCUUUCUGUACUGUGCGAUUGAGGGUGAUGAGCCUUCCUUUGGCGGUGCCGCCUUUGUCGUCGAGACGCCGGAGGAUUUGGAGCUUGCGUCGCGAACAAUACCCGGCGCCUCGGAGAUUUACGACCUGACAGAUGCGCCGGGCGGCGGCAGAUGCGUCACUUUCCACGAUCCGGUCGAUAAUUUCCCAUUCCACUUAGUGCAUGGACAGACUCAGCUAGACGAGGAGAUUGUGCUCCCAGAGUUGAACUUCAACUUUCCAGGAAACAAGAACCGUGGCGGUGGCCAAUAUCAGCGAUUCGACAAACGCCCUGCUCCGGUGCACAAGCUCGGUCACUUCGGCAUGUGUGUAACAAACUUUGAUAAGGCUUUCGAGUUCUACACGUCACGGUUCAACUUCUAUCCUAGUGAUCUUGGACAUAACCCAGAGGGCAAGAAUGUGAUAGCCUUCAACCGCCUGAUGCGAGGAAAAGAACUGGUUGACCAUCAUACCUUUUUCUUCUUCGAGGGCCCCAAGGCGCACGUCCACCACUCAUCGUUUGAGACGCAUGACUUCGACACGCAGGUCCUCGGCCACGACUGGCUGCGCCACAGGGGCUGGGAGAAUUGCUGGGGAAUCGGUCGACACGUAAUGGGAAGCCAGAUUUUCGACUACUGGUUUGACGCGUCCAAAUUUAUCCUCGAGCACUAUGUCGAUGGUGAUCUCUGCAAUGACAGCCAAGAAACCGUCGUGUCCGAAGCGUCGCAUAAGAACUUAUAUGUGUGGGGACCUGAUCUCCCGCCAACCUUUCUCGAGUAG
This is a messenger RNA of Trichoderma virens Gv29-8, 963 nucleotides long. RefSeq lists its product as uncharacterized. The record is from RefSeq and is a predicted model, not a curated record. Gene Ontology annotation, molecular function: methylmalonyl-CoA epimerase activity. The coding region runs from base 1 to 963 and encodes 320 amino acids. Gene Ontology annotation, biological process: L-methylmalonyl-CoA metabolic process. NCBI's taxonomy places the organism in Eukaryota, Fungi, Ascomycota, Sordariomycetes, Hypocreales, Hypocreaceae. The transcript has 6 exons. Gene Ontology annotation, cellular component: mitochondrion.